Messenger RNA from Leguminivora glycinivorella, 1893 nucleotides. RefSeq lists its product as uncharacterized. The transcript is spliced from 2 exons. The coding region runs from base 63 to 1640 and encodes 525 amino acids. Lineage: Eukaryota; Metazoa; Arthropoda; Insecta; Lepidoptera; Tortricidae. The record is from RefSeq and is a predicted model, not a curated record.
UCGGGAGAAGACGGCAACUUCUCGGAUGUGAGGCAGUUGCCCUCUUCUUUCGUCUCUCCAAAAUGGAGUCAGAUCAGUUUGACCCAGGGAUCCUUGGGAUUAUUGUAAACCCGCCUUCACCGGCAUGUCAUAUGGAGGUGGAAGAAAGUCAGGCUAUCGUUUCGUUAGGUAACAUAAUUAAAUCAUCCUCCUCUUCUAACAUUACUCACACCAACAAGGACCAUAGAUCUAAAAAAAGGGAUAUGAAAACUGUCAUUUCUAACUCGGACGAACAUGACGAUUCAUGUAAGAUUCCUCGUACCGACCAACAUCCGCCUUCUGAAAUAGUUGCUCAGUCGAACAUCCCAAUUUCUUCUGAUAGUGAGCCUAUUAGAGAAAACUCGGAAAAAAAAUCUUCGGACAGAUCUGUUCCUCAGUUUCAGACCAGAAACCUAUACAAUGACUCAGAUAAAGGUCCAUACAUCGUGCUUGUGGCUCGCGAGGCUUCGGAGGCGGACUCCGGUGCCUACAUGCAUCCGGUGAAAUUUGGCCAAUUUCUGUACACAAAUGGCAUAUCUAACCUGAAGGAUGGUGGAAUUAAAAAAAUUGGAAGAAAUAGGCUGAGUGUAGAAUUUUUAUCCGCUGCCGGGGCUAAUCUGUUUUUGUCGUGCUCAUUGGCCACUAAUAAUUGCAAGAAAUUCAUUUCUUCAUACCACGUCACCAAAACGGGUAUUGCACGUAACAUCCCGACUGACUUAUCGAACGAGGACCUACCAAAUUUAAUUUCCACUCCUUUCGGUUGUGGUAAGGUUGUAAAGGCGAGACGAUUAAACUUUAAAAAAAGGAAUCCUUCCGACAAUUCCACUCAAUGGGCCCCAUCAGAAACUGUAGUUCUGACGUUUGACGGCCAAAUUCUCCCGGACAAAGGGUUUUUAUUCAGCUGUGCAUUGGACGUGGUUCAAUAUUAUUUCCCUACUGUGCAAUGUUUCAAGUGCUGUCGCUUCGGCCAUGUUCGGGCGCAAUGCCGGUCUCGUCCUCGUUGUUCCAAAUGUGCUCAGCCUCAUGAAGGCAGUACCUGUUCGGCUGUCCCAUCCUGCCUUAACUGCUUAGGUAAACAUUGUGCUACGGACAAGGUUUGUUCCGAAUUCAUCAGGCAACAACAGAUAAAAAGAAUAAUGGGAGAUGAAAGUUUAUCCUAUCAGGAGGCGGAUAGAAAGAUUCCUAAAGCUCGCAGACCGUACAAUGAAGCUGCUCAAACGAAGUCUUAUAAAAAAACUGUUUUAAUUAAAAAAAAAACUCCUGCCCCAUCUAACCCUCAUGGGUAUGAUGAGAAAUCUCACAGGGCCUUAGUAGCAGACUACAAUGCUCCUCAACCUGCUAAUGGGGUUAUGUUUAGGAAUGGUCCAUUUAGUAGCCAAUUUUCUUCUCCAGUUGCACCAGCGCCGACUGAACUGUUUUCUUUGGUCCAUAUUUUACCUACGCUCUAUUUGGUGAUCUCGUCUCUUGUAUCUACUCUUCAGCAAAAUGCUAUCUCUCUACCGUCCAACGUUGCCAGUAGUUUAAAGGAUUUAUCUCCCUUCCUUUCCAGUGGCCCUGUCUGUGGGCCUUAUGAAAAUGGCGGUCAAUUUUAUCCAGUGGAACAUCAGGAGCAUCAGUCGUAACAAGACUGAUCUUCUGUAUGUCAUUCGGAAAUACAAUCCUGUCUGUUUAGCUAUUUCUGAAACCUGGUUAAAACCUGAUUCUCAUUUUAACUGUCCAAAUUAUGUAUGUCUAAGACAGGAUAAUCCAAAAGGUCACGAUGGCUGUGCCCUUUUGAUUCGGAAAGAUAUUGACUUCUCCCUCUUUAACAUCCCAUCUCACCCUUCUCUUUAUAUCGUUGCAUGUAAAAUUUUCAACUUUACAGUAAUAUCUGUA